CCGCCUGAAGAAGCCCCAUCCAUCCGCCUGCAGCCGGGAGACUCAGAGCCUGGGAGGGGCCUGGGGCCCGGGCCGCCCUCCUCCUUCUUCCAGUCGUCGUCCAGAGCUUCCUCCUGCUCCACCAACCCUCUGCCCUCCCCUCCGCCUCCGCCCUCCUCCUCGGCCUCGAGCCGCCAGCCAACCGCGCGGCCGCUUGUUGAGCCAGGGCUCCACGGUCUCCAUGACGCCCGGCAAACAUUUCGGAACCACGGCGCUACCCGCUAAUGCCCGGGGUUGGGGAACAGGGAUUCCAGAAGCAGCCAGGAAAGGGGUGGUAGACCACUCCCCACCCCGUCGCCACCAUGCCCAUCUCUCCAACAAACAGCCGCAAGCAGCCUAACCUUUCGCCGAAUAAUGCCUCACUAUUACCAAGAAGGUCUAUUAGCUUUAAUGCCACAGGAAAAAGCUCCAGUCAAAGGAUAUAUUGGUGCAAAUCAAAGCAAAAUGGCUGCAUCAAGAAACAUACUUAUUCUAUCUGAAAUGAAAUCAGCAGAAAAAAUGAACGUUCCCAUCAUUAAGACAACACAGGUAUUUGAUAUAAAUGGAAUUGAUGUUACUCCCCGACCUCUUUAUUGUCCAGACCCACAUGUUGGUACAGCAAAACCAAGUAAACUACUGUCAUCACAAGAAGGAUCACAUGGAUCAGAAUUUAUUUCUUCCUAUAGCCUAUAUCAGAAUACAAUGAAUCCUAGUAUGUUAGGGCAGUUUACAAGGUCAGUUUUAGGAACCAGUACCAUUUCUAAGUCAAGUAUAUCAACAACUGAAUCAAUAUCAGAAGACUUCGAAGAACCAUCCUUUAAACGAGAAAGACUGUCUAGUUUAACGGACUUACGUGUUAUGAGGGCAGUGCCUGAAACAACUAUAACAAAAGAAGACCUUGAGAAGAAUAUAGAGAUAAUACUCACAGAGUCAGAGAUGCUACAAUUGUUUGACUUGCCAACAGUCAUGAUCUCUGUAGAAUCUGAAGAAGUUGAGAAAGUAAUCCAGAGAAAUAAGAAUUAUGAAAUCCUUUGUAAAAAUAGAGCAGACAAUGACUUGUAUGUUGAAAGGAUGAUGCAGACUUUUAAUGGUGCCCCAAAGAAUAAAGAUGUUCAAUGUGAUAAAAUCGUAACAGAAGACAAAGGCAUGAUGGCCACUACCUGGGAUUUGUUCGAUUCUUAUAAUGCUCUAGAAUCUUUAUCAGCAAAACAAUCUUCAGUUAAAUCAGGUAGUAAAGCAAAUGUACGUCCUAAAGAUAGGGACCAAAGACUGACAGGAAGUAACAUGGAAAAAAAUAGUGAAGCUAGUUCUCUAAUGGACAUAGAAAAUGUAAUUCUGUCUAAAAUUCAUGAUGAUGAAGAGGACCACUCAGAUGCAAUAUUAAAAUCUGACAAGUUUCAUCAAGAUUUAUUUUUCAUGGAACGGGUUCUAAUGGAGAAUAUAUUUCAGCCCAAACUUGCAGCUUAUCGUCAGCUUCCUAUUUUAAGAGAACUUGAGCCUGAAGAGCCUAAAGAUGUUUCAGAAGGUGAAAAACUUGAAGAACUUGAGGAAGAGGUUAAGAAGGAGGAGGAAGAAGAAGUAGAAAUAGAUGCAGAACAAGCAACAAUACCAGCCAAUUUGGAACGACUUUGGUCUUUUUCCUGUGACUUAACCAAAGGCCUUAAUGUAAGCAGCCUUGCCUGGAAUAAAGCAAAUCCAGACCUUUUGGCUGUAGGCUAUGGACACUUUGGAUUUAGAGAGCAAAAAAGAGGAUUGGCUUGCUGCUGGUCACUAAAGAAUCCCAUGUGGCCAGAACGUAUUUAUCAGAGUCCAUAUGGAGUUACUGCUGUGGAUUUUUCAAUUGGAACACCUAACCUGCUAGCAGUUGGCUAUCACAAUGGCACAAUUGCAAUUUAUAAUGUACAGAGCAACAAUAAUGUUCCAAUUCUGGAUAGUAGUGAAUCACCUCGAAAACAUUUGGGACCUGUAUGGCAACUACAGUGGAUAGAACAAGAUCGAGGAACAACAGGUGAUGACAAAAGAGAAAUCCUAGUUUCUAUAUCAGCAGAUGGAAGAAUCUCCAAAUGGGUUAUAAGAAAAGGACUGGACUGUCAUGAUUUGAUGCGAUUGAGGCGAACUACUGGUGGCAUCAACAAGAAAGGAGGGGAAAAGGAAAAGAAAGGUGAAGCUUUGAUAUCUCGACAGGCUCCUGGAAUGUGUUUUGCUUUUCAUCCCAAGGACACAAAUAUCUAUUUGGCUGGCACUGAAGAAGGUCAUAUUCACAAAUGUUCUUGUUCAUACAAUGAACAAUACCUAGAAACCUACAGAGGACAUAAGGGCCCAGUGUAUAAAGUAACAUGGAACCCAUUUUGUCAUGAUGUAUUCUUAAGCUGUUCUGCUGAUUGGGGCGUUAUGAUAUGGCAUCAGGAAAAUCUCAAGCCAUUUUUGAGUUUUUAUCCAACUACUUAUGUUGUUUAUGAUGUUGCCUGGUCUCCAAAAUCAUCCUAUAUAUUUGCAACUGCAAAUGAAAGCAGAGUGGAGAUCUGGGACCUUCACAUUAGCACUUUGGACCCUCUGAUUGUGAAUGUGGCUAACCCUGGAAUCAAGUUCACAACUAUUCUCUUUGCCAAACAAACAGAUUGUCUUUUAGUGGGAGACAGUGAUGGACAGGUCGCUGUGUAUGAACUGAGAAAUAUGCCUACUGCUUUGGACUCUGGCCGGGGAGAUAUAAUAAACACUUUGCUUGGACCCAAGUCAAACCAACCAGGAUAAUUCAUCAUUUCCAAUAUUUUGUUGUUGUUGUUUAAUGAAAAAGGAACAAUGUUUAGUAUUUAAUAGUUUGUAUAAACAGGUUGUAAGCUAGGAUUUUGAUGAUAGAGAACAGCACUUGAUAUAUAACUUCCAUUUAAAUUAAUGAACUUUCCAGAAAUAUGUGAUUACUUUGUGAUGUAAGCUAAAAAUUAUUCUCUAAGAAUUUUGUUGGAAUUUUCUUAUGAUAUUUAUACUUAAAUCAUAUUUGAAAUACAUGAGUAUAUAUAUUACAUAUUAUAUUAUGCAUUUUA
Sciurus carolinensis (gray squirrel) is the source of this 3059-nucleotide messenger RNA. It is a transcript of the gene Dnai4, whose product is annotated as dynein axonemal intermediate chain 4. The transcript has 17 exons. The record is from RefSeq and is a predicted model, not a curated record. Gene Ontology annotation, molecular function: dynein heavy chain binding; dynein light chain binding. Gene Ontology annotation, biological process: cilium movement. Gene Ontology annotation, cellular component: axonemal dynein complex. NCBI's taxonomy places the organism in Eukaryota, Metazoa, Chordata, Mammalia, Rodentia, Sciuridae. Bases 394 to 2769 code for a protein of 791 amino acids.